Molecule: messenger RNA, 5525 nt
Organism: Exophiala mesophila
Lineage: Eukaryota; Fungi; Ascomycota; Eurotiomycetes; Chaetothyriales; Herpotrichiellaceae
Exons: 3
Coding region: 3291-5036 (581 amino acids)
Source: RefSeq, a predicted model, not a curated record
GCUUGAGCCUCUUGUAUGUACGUUCUGCGACGGAGACAAUAUUGACUGACAGCCUUGUUCGCCUAGCAACCGUGCCAGCUGUUUGUCUCUCCAUGCUGCAGACCACUCUUCCUCUCGUUGCGCCUGGGCCUAGUCCGACACCCGCCCCAUUGUGGGAGUCUGUCUCGGGUUUUCCAGGCUGGCCCCAGCACCCGAACCGACCUGCACGGAAUUUCUUCCAAGCUUCUCUCGGACGGGGAUUUACCCAGGCGCGAUAAUAUUAUAGCCCAGGGUACCACCACUGUCCCUGGAGGACUCCCCAGGCCUCUCGGGCUCUGGGUCGCCUCUCGGCCUGCUUGCGGCCUGCUACGGAGUCCUGGGUCCAACGCAGAACAAUAUUUACGGAGUACAGGAUGGGGCAAGGACGGGGCUCGCUAUGCUAUGCAUGCACGACCCGGAGUGUCUCCAUAAUAACAAAAUUGUCGUACCCAACUGCCGUCCAAGUCUUGAGGCAUUUUAUACACGCACAUAUUUCGACUGUGGGAGCGGUACAGUGGUUCUCCGUCCCUGCAGGCUGCUGCACCACCUCAAAUGGAGCCUUUCAGGGUUCUCAAAUGUUCAAGCGCCUUGGAGUAACAACAACAACAAUAAUAAUGCGAUGCGAGAUUUUUGCGUAAGAUGGAGAAUCGAGUUUCAGAUGUCCAAACGUGCAGAUGGCAAAGUAGCACUUCUGAGUGUUUGGGCGUUCAAUUUUGGUGAGGUAUUUCAUCUUUUGUGCCGGAUAAUAGUCAAAUGUAACCAAGGAAGCUCUGGCUGGUCCACCGCCGGGCGGAUUCUUGCUAAAACCAUAGCGAAUUCCUCGGUCCAGACGUCGUUUUUGUCGGUAUGUUUACUCACAACCAUGUUUCCAAGGCCGGCCUCUAAACUUUGCCCCCGGACAAGACUUCGUCUGCAUGUGUAUGUGUGCGCCGGCCGGACGUCUCGUCUCUUGCUGCACCAGCGCACUUUCUCGUCUGGGCUUGACCACGAUCUUGUUUCUUGACCGACCGAAGUGUGUCAAAUGCAAGACCUCCCGAUAACAACUCGCGACAGGGCCAACCCGGAGGGAUCCAUCACCCGCGGAUUUGGCCGCACUAAACCUGGCAGAAGGAACUCCGUUGCAGCUGCGACUGUGUGGGUGACGGCUGGACCAUCAUGGACGACAACAUGCAUCUUGUCGACGGCAUGCGCAGGAAUCUCGCCCGCGAAUUUCGUCAAAUACCGGGACACAGAGAGACGGUCUGCUGAGAUUCGGGUUAUAUGAAACAGUUGCCUGAGGUUUUGCCGUGAGUAUCUGGCGACCACCACGGUCACUAACGCACCUAGGAAUGCGACCUUGUUAUACCCAAACGACAUCCGCCAGGCCGUGCCCAACAGGAACCUCGAAAAGUAUGCAUCUUGCAAACGAUUAAAGGUUGGCUUUAUGAUAUCUAAAAUGCAGUGCCAGAUGUAGACUACAGCCCAGCUAUAUUCUCUUCUAUUCUGCGGGUCUGGCCCGCAUGAGAUGUUCCGAGAUGGGUGUGCUGAUCUCAUCAGCACACGUCUGUCGUUUCGAAUUUCACGGUAACAAAACGUUACAACAAAACCAGUGAAGCUCAACGUGGGCUUGCUCUUAUGUCUUGGUAGUUGACCUUGUGUCACACUCAGCAGCACCAUUGCGAAUCUGCAGAGGGGUAGUCAAAGAAAGUCUAGGAAGCAGGGCCGAUCCCGUGGAACCUUGGAUGAUCAGAUCCUCCGAUAGACCUAUCGUGCUUGAACAAGAUGACCAUGUACGAAUGGAUCAACCUGGGGUCUAGAUCAAUACUCCAGGUGUAAAUGGCAAUAUAUGGCGACUGACCAAAGAGGAUAGACUUUCCUCCCCCGCAACCUGACAUUCACAUUCGGUUUGACUCCGGGCCGUUUUGCAGGUUGGCAGGUUACUCACCGGUCAGUGACAAUGAUGAUGCAAUGAUUUGACAGAGGUCCAAGUCGCCGACGAAUCUAUUGCCCAAGCCUCCAGACAAUACCCGUCCCAUCCCUCCAUCAUCAUGCUUCCAAGCCAAGAUCAUCAUCACUGCAAGAUGCAUGAAAUAGCGCCUCAACUGCUUAACGUACAAGAAGACAGGGUUUGGAACUGUCAAAUGACACAGAAGCUGACCCGACACGAGUCAAUUGCUAGCUGUGGUACCUUCGAUCUAGACUCGUAAUGAACUUCCAAGUAUGGCCACGGAGCCGGUUGGUGUCCAAGGUACGUAGGUGAUUAUGAUGACUGGAUUGAGGUAUGGAUUGCGAGUUGUCACUGCCACCUACCCACUAUUGAAGAUUUGUCACGUGACAUCGACACGCUCUUCGACUUCUAACCUCAUGCCUUCUCUCUUAUCACCAUGAAUUCAAUUGUCGUUCUUUCGAGGAUGGAGAAUGCUCUAUAGAAAGGCUUGGAUAUGGAGGAGAUGGCGGUAUGCGAUCUACAUUCAACGAGCUUCACCAACAUUCUCACUAAUUUACCUUGGAUGAGCAGGACAGCGGGUGACACUAUGGACCAGACUGCGUUACUACGAGGACAUUUUGAUGAACCAAAGUGGCUAGGGAAAGGACAGAUUGCGGCAUCAUAUGCCACUGUCUUGAACAAAAUGGACAUGCGAGCACGGACUGGAUGAGGGAGAAGCAAUUGAGACUACAACCUUCAACCAGAAUGUGGUCAUCCGUCAUCAGCAUCUUGCAGACUUGAUACUUGAGUAUCCUAAUCAAAUUUUGGGUAUCAUUGUGAGUAUUGUGAGUAUGCAUAUUUUACUCCUGUGCUAUGAGUUAGCUUCUAUGGUAUGGUUGAGUUACUUACCUAGGUACCUACCUUACUCCCUCUCUGUGCUUACCCAUACGCAUGGUAAUUCUUAACCUUGGGCAGUAUGACGCUGAAGUCUCGAACUCCUUUCUACAUCGUGCCUUCUUCCACAUCAAUUGUUGAGAUUCAACGUCUGCCUAUCUCAACAAAAGUUUUCUGCCUGCGCCAACCAACGGCCCUGCGUGCCUUCCACUCACCUGCAACGAGAAAGUCCUUGUGCAUCCCAUGGCAAGUCCACCUUUCCUGACCUCUGGUCUCCUUUUGCCUUGCUUUCACCUUCACCUCGUUCGCGUCUCUCCCUCAUCUCCCCCUCUCCUCAUCUCUUCCACCUCUGCAAUCCAGAGAUCACUCCCUUGACAAGAUCUGACAACUAUCAACUGCUGGGAUCAGUGCCUCAUCCAUCUUCUUGGACCUGUUUGACGGAACUCUCUCGCUUACCUUCUCUCAACUCACCAUGUGGGUUCAUAAUGUUGUCCCCUGGACAUUGACCUUCAUCUUGACCCUGUCUUUGACCUUGGCCCAAACAACAAACACUGGUUGGGCCUCAUCGGCAACGACUGAUGAUGGAUGCACCUUGACCCAUGUCAUGAACCAGCCUGCACAAACUCCUCCUGUCAGCACCGUCUGGGAUGUGAUCAUGACCACCAUCUUUUAUGCGGUCGAUUGCCGUGCUUGCACCGUCACCAACGCGAAUAACUACACCUACAUUGAGGGUGCCUUCACAGAACGAACCACCAGCCCAACCCUGAUGAUCACUCGCGUUGCGUGCUUUCCGCAGGAGAGUGCAAUUACAAGAGAUGUUGAUCUCACCACCACCUCGGCACCAGGCCUGGCAGGUGUCCUCGACGCCCGCCCCGCGGUGUCAGAACCUCUUCUGGUGGAAGAUUCCCUCGAAUCCUCUGAAAAGAAGCUUCUCCGUCGUACAAGUCUAGAUGCAGCUGCCACGUUCCUGGUCGAGUCAGCCAUGGAUUUCAGCAAAUAUAUCCCACCUGAUUUCCUCCGACUCCCCGGCCAAGCUCAAAGCUUACUGAUAUCAACCUGGUCAGCUAUAUUUGCCCUCACGAUUGCUGACUCCGGCCUCAAUACAACCUCGGCCUGUGCUCAGGUACAAACCCUCGAGGUGAGAUAUCGCAUGAGCCAGUCUUGGCUAGACCCAGAUCAAGUGACAUCCUUGCUGUGCUUCUUUGCGAGAUAUGGUUACAACUUCAAUACCACGCGAGCCGAACUUUACUCGACCCUGCAGGCCGCCAUCUAUGCUAUCCAAAUUGCUGGUGACUUCACCAGCAACAGAACUGAGGUCUGUGAGAGCCUUGGUCUCUUCUACCGGGUGGGUGGGCCUUUGGGAAUCGAUACCACAAGAUUCCAGGAUUAUGCUUGCAGUAAUCUUCCAUCAAAUACUCCCACUGUAUCCAAUGUGUACGGAGAGACACCUGUUGUGCCACUGAUUCCAUAUCCGACCAACGGGACUACCUCCUGGGGCCAUCCGACUUCCUGGGAGCCUCGUACGACCAUAUGGCCUACACAAAGUAGCACCCCAGAUAGUUUGACACCAAAGUUCCCCAACAGCACGAUCUGGGGCACAGGCUCCCAGUCAUCCAACUCGGCUGGAACGGCAUACAGCUCCACAAACUCAACUGUUGUGCAGCCUACUGGAACAGGUUAUAGUUCCCCGACCUGGACUUCUUCUGGCACAGCCAGCACCGGGACUGGUUCCCGCUAUGGACUGAUAAAUUCGACUCAGUCAACACCCAGCAGUGGUCCUGGCUCUUCCACAGGUAACGUCAACUCGACUCAACCAACAACUGCAGGUACUGGGACCGGCGUCUGGUCCAAAACUGUCAACAUUACUUCUGUCUUGCCGACAGCAGCCACUAGCACAACAAAUACCACAGUAUCAAGUCUGCCCACUGAUCCUGCGGUGGGAAAUAGCUCUACAUUUAGCCUCUCUACGGUGGUAUCUUCUUCCAACAACGUAACAUCAAGCCUGGGAACUGCGUCAAGCUCAACCACUGUAAUCGGAGUUCCAUCUGAUAGUGGUGCAACUACUACUUCAGAGACCGAGACGGUAUUAACUUCGGCAACAGAGGCUGCUCCCAAAGACACCAACAUUCACCUCCCUCCCAAGCCGGAGGCCAAGGCAUUCUAUCCGGCAGUGGAGGUGCCACAUCCUCGACGUGGUAGUUGGUUCAAGCGAUACUGAUUAGUGGCUGUGGCUCAUCAUGCAUCAAUGAAACCUUUUCUAAAAAGGCUAGAGUGUGUGCGUCACUCUAUGUGGUGACAACGAGUGACAGUAGUCAACAAAAGUUUUAUGGAGAUCAGCAGAAACAACACCUGUAUCACAAGGACAAUGUAUGUUAGAUAGGUCAAGGGACCGGAGUGAGCAUGUCUCCAAAGUGUAAGAUAUGUCUUUGAAAUGCGACGUUUCCAUCUCAGGGAGAAGAUGUGAUGAUGGGUCGGCUGCUUGCAGGCACAGUACAAUACUCGGAGGUUCUGAGACACGCUCAUUUAGUCGGGACGGAAUCCAUCAGCUGAGGAUAGGACAGCUUCAAGAUGACGAUAGAAGUAUUCAAAGCACGAGUAGGCUAAAAAUGUGUCGUGACACUGGCAGUGAAUGAAAAUGUCUGAGUAGUAUCAUUGUACGGAUAGCAGUACUACAGGUAGGGGUAUAUUUUGAACAUUACAACGCGAG